CCCCACGAAAAAAACCUCGAAACUCGACUGGAUCGCCGUCUUGGCGCUUGCCUAUAUUGAUGUCGGCGUCACUACGAGUACGCAACGCGGAUAAACCGAAAACAACCUUUCAGUGAGGUGAAGGGCCGAGCCGGGUUAAGGUUUGCGAGGAAAACCUCGGGAAAAUCGACUGGUGAAAUGUGAAAAUUAAACGCCGAACGCGUGAAACAUCACGCACAUGUCAACUCCGUUCCAAAAACAAAUGCAAACCCGUUUCUAUCGUUAGAAACUAGCCAACUGUCCAGUAGUUAGCGUCGAAGUCAAUUAAUAUUAAGCUGGUGCUCUUUGUUUUUCGUGUAUUUUUUUUUUUUGGAAUUUGAUAAAUGGUGCCUACGCGAUAAGUUAAGAUUUCAUAUGCGGAAUCUGUGCUAUUGCUAUAGUGAAUUAGAUAAAAAAACGCACAGAUCGCUUCAGCAUUCAAUCUCGCCCAGUGGCGGGUAUCAUCCACCAAAACGAUUCAGUCUUUGAUAUAUUUCGUGCGCUUCGUGUGGGAGGCCGUCAAGCUGAAGCACGACAAGGAAUACGACCUCCUCAUACUCGACUACGAUCCCCUGAUGGAAAACACAGAGACCGAAGACGAAACGGGUUGGAAUUGCAGCGUCCAUCCCAGUGUCUUUUUUCUUUUAGGUACUCUAGUAUUAUCUACAUGUGCUACAGGUAUGCUGUGUGCUGCCAUUAUGACAGAUCACUGGGAAGAGGUGACCUGGGACAAACCUACUCUUGAUUAUUUAGCAAACAGUACGGUUCGUCUUCAGUGGCUUUUAGAUAACACCGUAGCUAAGGUUACAACAAACGACUUGAAGAGUAGAACCAUAGCUUACUUAGUGCCAAUGCAUGGUGGUAUUUGGACACUUUGCGUCAGCUUAACAGAUGAAGAGAUUACUCUUCUUGGCAGAGUUGGUUUUCCUUCUGUCCAGUCAUGCGUAAAUUAUUUGUCGGGAGGAAUAGAAGGUAUAAGAGGAUAUGAACCAAGGACCGACUGGCAGCACAGAAUGCAGAAUUUGUCAAUAUCUUGCGCUUUGGUAUGUCUCAUAGUCCUGGGCAGCGCAGCUCUUGUAGGAGCCUUUGGAGUUUUUCAGCACCAAAUAAGCGCAGUUCUUGUCACCGGAGUCAUGUAUUUAUUAGCAGCAUCGUUCGCCUUGUUCACUCUAACCAUAAUACACUUCAAGCGAUUGCACAGCAAACCUCACUUUGAAGAUUCGGGAGGUGCAGUAGACGGUGUCAUCAGUCCAACUGGAGGAAGAGGAGUCAAAGAAUUGCUACCUGCCAGAGUGUUCACGACAUCAUGGUCGCUGGACCUCGGAUGGGGAGGAGUGAUGUUGUGUGUGAUGACUUCUGUACUUUGGAUACUACUAUCAAAAAUAAUGAGAUUCAAUCCUAUAUCGAGUAUGAUCAACUAUUGAAAUGGCCAUUCAGGAAGAAAUGAUAAAGAAAAACAACGAUAAUUUUAUGACAUUUAAAUUUCACUUUCCAUGUUUCUUUAUAUUGUCAAUAUUAAAUAAAUGUUGGAAUUAUAAA
Molecule: messenger RNA, 1557 nt
Organism: Leptinotarsa decemlineata (Colorado potato beetle)
Lineage: Eukaryota; Metazoa; Arthropoda; Insecta; Coleoptera; Chrysomelidae
Source: RefSeq, a predicted model, not a curated record